This is a messenger RNA of Verticillium alfalfae VaMs.102, 819 nucleotides long. RefSeq lists its product as hypothetical. The coding region runs from base 1 to 819 and encodes 272 amino acids. The record is from RefSeq and is a predicted model, not a curated record. NCBI's taxonomy places the organism in Eukaryota, Fungi, Ascomycota, Sordariomycetes, Glomerellales, Plectosphaerellaceae. The transcript has a single exon.
AUGCCCCAGAACCCCACCCCGGCCCCACGCAGUACCUCUCCCGCUCCCUCGCACACUUCUCAGGUCUCCCUGACCAGCGUCACCAACGAAGAGGACCCGUAUGCUUUCCUAGCUCAAUUUGAUACGGUUUUCGUUAUUGACGACUCCGGCUCUAUGGCUGGUCGCUCAUGGCGCGAGGUUAAAGAUGCUCUGCGUGCCAUCACCCCAAUCUGCACGGCCCACGACGCCGACGGGAUCGACCUCUUCUUCCUCAACCACAAAUCCGCCCAGCCCGCUGCCAAGGGCUCUGCUGCCGGCGGCUUUCGUGGGAUCAACGACGCGGCGAGAGUCGAAAACAUUUUCGCCACCGUUCGCCCUUCUGGUGGCACACCUACUGGCACUCGCCUCCACGCCAUUCUGAAGCCCUACCUCGCUCUCUGCGUCGCCAACGAGGCCGACAUUGAGUCCGUCAAGCCCAUUAACAUCAUCGUCAUCACCGAUGGCGUGCCUUCUGAUGAUGUCGAGACGGUCCUCAUCAACGCUGCCAAGAAGCUUGACAAGAUUGAUGCACCUCCGUACCAGGUUGGGAUCCAGUUCUUCCAGGUCGGAAACGAAGAGGGCGCGCGCGAGGCCUUGAAGGAGCUCGACGAUGGCUUGGCUGAGCUCGUUGAUGGUGGUGUCAGAGACAUGGUCGAUACCGUAACGUGGAACAAGGGCGGCGACAACACGCUAUCAGCCAGCAACAUAUUGAAGGUAGUGCUGGGUGCCGUUGUCAAGAGGCUCGACAGACGGAGGGCCAGCGGCGAGAGCCGCCGAUCUGCGCGGCAUCUCGCUCCAUAA